AUGGGCUGCUGCGGAUCGGCGACCGGGGCAGCCGCGGCGUGCCCCCAGGACGAGACCUGGACCUACACGCCGCCGAACGGCAAGGACAUCGUGGCCCGCAGCGCGCCCUCCUUCCAGGCCAGGAGGACCGGCCGACGUCUGGCCCCGGGCGAGACGUUCGCGGUGACGCAGACGAAGAAGGUUGGCGAGGUGACCUUCCUCCGGCUGGCCGGGGGCGAGGGCUGGCUCUUCGACGCGAUGCCCGGCGUGGGCACCGUCGCCACGAGGGCCGCCGCGCCAGCUCCGCCCGUGGCGCCGGGGGGCGAUGCGGCCUCGGCGGCCUCCUCUGCUCGGUCGCCGCCUCUGCUGCAAGAGGAGAGGCAUGGGGUCGCCCCCGCUGCCGCGGCGGAAGACUAUCCUCUGCACGCACGGGAUGCCUUUGAUGAACACCUCGUUCGAGUCGGUGACAGGAGUAGGAUUGACGAUGUGGGCGUAAAUGAUGAUCUGGCGUGCUGGUCUUGCCAGUGCGUUUCCUAG
Messenger RNA from Prorocentrum cordatum, 516 nucleotides. The record is from the annotation of a GenBank genome assembly. Lineage: Eukaryota; Dinophyceae; Prorocentrales; Prorocentraceae.